AAAUUCUAUAAAUAUGGUCAAGCCACUGGGGUAGACACUUCCAUCCCAUUAUCCAAAUCCAAAUUCUUCUUCUAGACAAGCAAGGGGAUCAGUCCAGAGAGGGAAGAAAGAUGAAGACUUUAGCGGUUGUUCUGGUGCUUGCAUUGGCCUUCAGCUUUGGAGAAGCUCUGAGGUGCAACCGGUGUAUCAGUAGAAGCUGUUCCAACACCGUGGAGACGUGCAGCGGACCCAACGACGUCUGCGCAAGUGUGAUCUUCCUACCUCCCGCCCCCAUCAAUUUCUUCAGACGUUGCAUGAAGGCGUCCGACUGCUUCCUGUUGAGUUCUCUGCCCAGCCUUGUGACGGCCAGAUGCUGUGAGACAGACCUCUGCAACUAAAGCCCAGAGCUGGGGUCGCAAGUCACCAAGGUUACAUCUCUACCAGGGCUAUUCCCAUUUUGAAAUGGGCCAUUUCCCUUUCUGUACCAUCUGUAGUGAGUAAGUGGAUUGACAUGCAUGACAAUAAAGCUAUUAUGAAUUAGUAAAAAUGAA
Molecule: messenger RNA, 530 nt
Organism: Gadus macrocephalus (Pacific cod)
Lineage: Eukaryota; Metazoa; Chordata; Actinopteri; Gadiformes; Gadidae
Product: CD59 glycoprotein-like
Exons: 3
Coding region: 111-377 (88 amino acids)
Source: RefSeq, a predicted model, not a curated record